Molecule: messenger RNA, 2327 nt
Organism: Musa acuminata AAA Group (dessert banana)
Lineage: Eukaryota; Viridiplantae; Streptophyta; Magnoliopsida; Zingiberales; Musaceae
Product: probable membrane-associated kinase regulator 2
Exons: 2
Coding region: 176-1255 (359 amino acids)
Cellular component (GO): plasma membrane
Source: RefSeq, a predicted model, not a curated record
UCUUUUUAAGCUCCCCCUUCUCUGCUGUGUGUCGCCCUCUCUCUUUGGGAGAAAAAGAGCAUGUGUGAGGAGGGACAGAGCAUAAACGGUGAGGAAAGGUUCUAUUGCAAGUAGUAGCAAUACAACGAUACCAACAGUUAUUUAAGGGUCGAUUUUUCCUCUGGCUCUCCCAACUAUGGAAUCCUUCAGCUUGCUCAAGUACUGGCGCGGCGGCGGCCGAACCACCAUCGCCGACGCCAUUCGCUUUUCCACCGACACCCCCGACACCGUCGUCCUCCGCCCUUCCUCGGUGACCACAGAUGACGACGGCGACGAUGACGGGGGCCCCUUCUUCGACCUCGAGUUCACCGCCCUCCCCAUUGAUGACGGCGACGUCGAAGAGGGGGAGUUCAACUUCGAGCUAUGCUCGGUCGGCAGCGGCAACGCCCGGGCCAGAGGAGGAGAAGGCGAUGAUCGCGUAAUCGAAAGCCUCUCCCCUCCCGACGACUAUUUCUUUAAGGGAAAGCUCGCGCCUUUGGAGCCCACUUCUAUCGUGAUCACCGCCUCCGAGCCCGACAACAAAUCCCAGUUUCCAACCGUUUCCCUCCUCAAAUCCGCCACCAAGUUCCGCAUUUUCUUGCUCCGCCUCCGCAAGCCCAAAUCCACAGCGGCCGCGGUGGCGAAUGCUUCCCCGAAGCAGCAACCUCAGGGGGAGCGUCAAAGCAGGUUCUUCGUCAAGUUUAAGGUGGACGAGGUGCCCAUAAUCUCGCUCUUCACACGGGACAACAGCUCCCGGAACACUUCCUCCGGCGGUCGAACGGCGAAGCCGCAAGCGGAGGACAGCUCGGCGGCCACGACGGACGAGAAGAGGUUCGCCAGGGAAGUCGUCCAGAAGUACCUCAACAUGAUCAAGCCGUUAUACGUCAAGGUUUCGAGGUGGCACGUCGAGAGGCUAAGGCUCCCCAGCGAGCUUGCGCCGGCUAAGGCACCGCCGCAGGAAGCGGCGGCGAUCGGAGGGGGAGCCAAGGGAUUCCCGGCAGGGCUGAGGGUGGUGGGGAAGCGGCUGGGUAAAAGCCGGUCGGCGUCGGAGGUCGUUGCCGCGGUACGUUCGCCGCCUCCGCAGCGGCGUGACGACUCUCUCCGGGAGCUGCAGGACGGGAUCCAGAGCGCCAUCGCGCACUGCAAGCGAUCGUUCACCACCUCCGACCAAGGGCCCGAGUCACCGUUGGUCAGAUCGAAGAGCGACCCGAUCCAGGCAACGGGCAACCAGAAUUGAGUCGCGUUCCGUGCGUUUCUCUCACGGAAAACAAGUCUCUUAGCAAAGGCUUUGUAAAUUACAACUUCAUAUGAACUUUAGUUAAGACUUGAGUCCCCAUUUGUGCUGCUACUGAGAGAAGAUUACAGAGAUUAAGAAGGAGAAUGAAAUGAUGAUUGGAUGGAGAGAUUGACGGGAAAUGAAGAAAGCAAUGAUGAACGUCGAGACGACUGAAUGCGAAGGAAGAGAAGGUAAAGAUUCCCCUGACAUUGGGAAAGCCGCGACACAAUUUGCCAAUCUCGUGACGCAACGCAGUAUGGGAAAGCAGGGAUACGCAAUAGCCAUAGCCUUUCCCUGCGUAUCGUUGUAGGCUUUUUCAGGUGCCCUAGGAAUCCGGCACCUUUUGACAAGCUUUCGGCAAUGGAGAGCAGCCACCAUGACCCAGAAGACGCAGAGAAAGAAUGGACCUAAGACGCAUGAAGAUGUGAGCAAGUCUUCCGUGCAGGAAAAACGAAGGAACCAGCGCUCACCAUCUCUCUCUCUCUCUCUAUCUUUCACCCUUUCUCUUCUCUUUGUCCCUCUGGCCGAUGCAAGAUGUAUCGGAGUUGGGGGUGAUUUGAGAAGGUGUAUCUUCCUCUAUCAAUCUGCGAUUUGGUUUCGAAUGGUGUAACUGUUCAGCAACGUAUGGUGGUGUAUCUCUGGAGAAGAAGAGUACAGUAGUGGAACAGUUCUGUUCCUUGUAGACUCUCGAGAGUUGGUUCCUGGUCACAUCAUCACCUUCUCCAUGAAGGAGGAGAAGAACAGUCGGUCAUCAUCUCUGUUCUUUCUCGAGUUCCUGGAGCGGGGAGAGUGAGCUCGCAUUCCCAUGCUUUGCCAUUGUCUUCCACCCAAAACGACUCGUGCUGUUUCUGCAACUAGCUUCAGCCAGUCGACGAAGUAUAGAUUGGCAAUAGAAAACAACGAAGGAGAUCUGACACGGGAAAGGCUAUGAAUGGGAGCACAUGGUGGCACUGCCGUCUCCAUCUUCAUACUACAGCAAGCUCAAAUAGUUUAGAGCAGGCAGUGGCGGCCUUCAGCAUCACAAAGAUCUCAU